UCUUCUUCUUCUUCUUCUUCUUCACCAGACUUGACUGGAAUGAUUGAUUGACACUACGAGAUUCAAAGAAGAUUCUGUGGCCUACUGUACAAGGCAGAACAAGAUUGUUGUCGAGUCAAGGAGGGUGAGUUGAGCAUCUCUAAAUGGUCAAGAAUGUGAAAAGGUUGGAAACUUUUGAGCAAGUAUGCCUAAUCUAUGGCAUUACACCUGUCUGUGCUUCUAACCAGCUAUUGUUUCUUUAUUAAGCGUGACAUGCCUGUGAAAUGACACUGACAACUCAUGUACGGCAUGUUAAGGCCCACAAGGAGGGGACCUUGUGUGGUGGUUGUGUGUUUGCUGGGGUGACACUAGUGUCAAAAGAAAAGCUGUGUCGUUGAACAAAGAUGAGUCUUGUCUUCUUACCUGCCCCUCUGAUGUUUAGCGGUUGAAAGGGCACUGACUAAUGACAUUAAGCAUGUUUUAGUUGCCCACUGGCCCUGUGUCAGCCACAAUGGACUGAGUAACUAUCCCUACUGUAUGGUCAAUUUAGCUACAGAUUCUUCCUACAACUAACACAUUAAAAAAUAUUUAACAGAUUUAACUCAUUACUGUCAAUCCAGGCAUCUGUGACUUUCAAAUAUAUGGAUUAGGUGUUAUAGAGCCAAAUGAUAAAGGAUAAGCUCUUGUAAGCAAAUAUAUCUAUCAUGUCAGGGUUAGGGAUAUAUUAGCGUCCGCUCCCAGGCUCUGCUACCGAUGGUGAGUUGAAAGCCUGUGAUGAAGGCUAGGGUUAUAUAGCAUAACAAAGUUAGAGUCAAGGUAAUCUAGGUCAGGGGGAGGUGCAGAGACAAUUGGAUCAUCUAGAGAAAUCCUAAGAGGUUAGAACCGUUAGCAUGACAGCUGUCAAUAAAUCUCCAAGGGGGGAAAGGUUAUAAUGACAUCUUUACGACAGAUUCAUGACAGGUUCCAUCAUGACAUAAUGACAUGGUGCCUGGGAACUGAAGGUUUCUGUAGUUUACAGAGAAUAAACAGACUUCUUAUUUUGAAACACUUACAUAACAUUAAUCUUGAGCCUGAAAUUGUAUGGAUACUUUUUUAGCGGUGACAAUAAGAAAUAAUAAAAGGUAAGAAUACGAACACAAAGUAAAUAGCUCAGUAGAAUAAACCUUUUAGCAUCCUCAAGUGAGGGACAUCAAAGAGAUUAACAUUCAAAAACGUGUUCAUGAGGGCAAAUUUUGUCAUGACAGCCACAGGUUUUUUAUACACAGGACUGUCACGGUUUCGGUCGAGGCUGCUCCUCUUCCUUGUUCGGGCGGACUUCGGCGGUCGUCGUCUCCGGAGUACUAGCUGCCACCGUUCGAUGUUUUUUGUUCUUUUGGUUUUGUCUGUGCAUAACACCUGUCCCUUAUUUGUGUCUUGAUUAUUCUCCUUAUUUAGUUGGUUUGUUUGGGGCAGGUGUUAUGCGUGAUUGUUAUUGUCAGUUUGCCUCCGAGUAGUUCUCUCUCUCGUUUAUUUAGUAUUUUCGAGAGUUCGCACUGCGUGCGCCUUUUCUUGUUUUUCCGCACUGUGUGUUGUGCGUAAUUGUUCGUGCCGCCCGGUUGGGUUGGCGACUCAUUUCCCGUGUUGGGAUACAUAUAUAUACUAAAGUCCGUUGAAGAACCUCCUUGUCCCUGCGCUUGAUUCCUGCACUACAUCCACACUCAACACUCUGACAAGGACAGGAGUUUACAGUCUUUUGUUCCAGCCUUUCACUAACACCUCAUUCAACUUAUUGUGGUCUAAAUAGUAGAUGAUGAAUAGUUGAACAUGGUGUUUGCUGGGCAGGAAUAAAACCUUGCACACAGGACAGUACCCUGGGGCAGAAUUCACCCAUAUCUGUAUUUUAGAAUGACCGUCAUAUGUUACAAUGAGCUGACAAUUCUGCAUGAUAGAGAAUAACAUGUGGAUCUACUUCUAUCAUUGUGAUGUUGCACACUGCUGAAUAAACUCCUGACAAACUCCUAGGAUAGGGUGAUUUUCCUGGUGGACGGGAGGUUCCCAAGUUCUUUCCAUUUGUCUGGGUGAUGGGGUGGGAUGUGCUUCAACCUGAGGAGAACAGAGCAGAAACAUAAGGCCAAGGGAGGAGAAAUGAACCUCACUGCUCAAAUUUCAGUGCUGGUUCAAGUUGUUGAGAACCACAACUACCUUUGUUAAUGUGCAAUUGUUUUGUAAACAGUUUGACAUAUUCAUAGGCUUGAUCAAGUUGUUACCGAUUUACUUUUAAUUGAUCAUUUCAUUAUUCAAAACAUUUUAUUUAUAUGCAAUGGUGAAACACGAGGGGAAGGGAAAGUGACGAGAAGAAAGUUUGCUAGCUAGCUAACGUUAGGUAAACAGACACUACAUGCAUGUAUUGACUGAUCAUGUAAGAAUGCACAAAUAACUUGGCUGGCUAGCAAGACUAGAUUGAACUGGAACAUUUUCUCCCAAGCGGGGACUUCAGUCCGCCAUUAAUUCAGAAGUUUGGGGAAUUUUGCUGUGUUGCAAGGUGUUAUGGGAUAGCCUCCCCGGCGAAGGGAAGGAAAAGUAUGCUCCCAUGCGUACUUUGUUUUCCAGACCUCCCAAGUACGCUUAUAGAAAUUCAGGUAGACUUAAUACAUACUUGUCUUUUCACGUUCUUAUGUUUGGAACCGCACUUGAAAAAAUACAGUUGACUUCCGUACUCGCUAUAUGCUCUAGAUAGAACACAAGUAUGCAUUUUGGAACACUACCAGUGUUUGUUUGACUAAAUAGUAGUCAAACAAAGAAAUAACAGGAGCGCUGUGAUUUGCAAAUAUUACUGUAUCACAUUGUUGACAUCAGCCCAGCCAGCACUUUCACAUGCAGGCAUGAGAGCCUGUACUGAGAGCAGAGCCUAUGGGAUUAUGUUUUUGCCCGGUUUCAUGGUCCUACCCAAUGGUAUGUUUCAAUAAUACACUAAUCCAGUGAUAGGGCUUACCCAGGAAAAACUUCACCCAAAAUGACUAAUUCAUGGUAAACAGGUUGGAGGAGCACCCUACAUACAGUAUAUACUGUAUGUACUGUAUAUCUAAAUUCCUCAAGAAAAGCAUAUAGUUAAGGGGCAGGAAACAGUAGCCAAAGUAUUUGCAGGCUUUUGUUCCAGCCCAGCUCUAACACACCUGAUUCAACACAUCAACUAAUCACGAUCUUCAAUUUAAACAUGUAUUAGUUGAAACAGUUGUGUUAGCGCUGAGUCAGAAGUUGCCCACCCCUGUCUUACUGUCUGUGACAUGACAUAUAGGAGCAUAGAGAUAAUGCACAGAAGCUUAUAACGUCUGUGAUGGAUGAAUUGGAAUGUCAACAGGUCACAAAACUGUAAGUAAAGUGAACGAGGGUUAAGUCCCCUGUAUUUGUUCUUUGAGAUAAUAUUCGUUUUCUCCCCUCAUCUCACUGCUGGCCCUCUGUGCUUUAGUUAUAACAACACAACACAGGAACCGACAGAGCAAAGGAGAAGAAAAGAAGGAGAUUAAAAGAAGUACUUCCUAAUUACAUGAUGGAUGAAAGUGAAAAGGUAGACGUUCUUGGUCCAUUAGAACUGCCAGUCAAAUGGUGUAAAGGUGAGGGUUAGUUAUGGCAACAUCUCAGGACUGGGACAGCUGAAACAUGAUCAGAAACAAGUACACCUGGGUUCAAAUACUAUUUGAAAUCGGAAAAUACUUUGAGCGUUUGCUCUAGCUUGCCUGCAGUACCAGAUGGGUGGGUUUUACAGUUUGGGGACUAUUCUAUUGGUCCAUUAAGCCAGGCAUGCUCAAUCAAGCACAGAUAAAGUAUUCGUAAUUAUGUCAAAUACCAUUUGAACCCAGGUCUGCCAGAAACCAGUGCACCAUUCAGCUUUAGAAUAGCUUUAAAGAGGAAUUGGACACUAAGAGGAAAACCAACACCACUGUAUCAAAUGAUUCACAUAUAUCCUUUUUUCUUUAAAUCAGAUGGGAACCAUUCAUUCAUUAAUUUUGGCUCGUAAAUUGUGGGAAUAUCCCCAGGACAAACUGUGGACAUUUUGAUAUCUGAUUUUUAAUGGGUCGUUGAAGGUCCAGCCCUUUUGUCAGAGGUCACAGUGCACAUAUAAACAGGGAUGUCACACUAUGGUCCUCAACCUCCCACAGAUCCCGCUCCACCAAGAUUCCAGUUAACCAUCUAUGGCCAAAGAAAUGACAGCACAGUGUUUUUUUUCUCUUGGUCAGCCAUUCUUCCUCGUCAGCGCAACUCCAAACGGCCAAUCAGAGGUUUGUGUCAAGCAGGUCAAAGGCUCUGUUGCUGGAACAGAACAAAGGCUGUCUCAACUCUGACAUUUCACUUCCUUUUUACUCCUGUAUGGAAUAUCUCUCUCUCUCUCUCUCUCUCGCUCUCUCUAAAUUGGGUCGCCGUCAAUAAUGGCUGAUCCCUGGCCAUGACCCCACUCUCCGAGGGUGUCUCAGGGGGAGUUGGGAUAUACAAAAAACACAUUUCAAUUUCACACUUACAGGUUCCCCACAUGCAGGUAAACAGGACAAAUAUAAGCACCCCCUAUUUGACCUUUUUGACACACACACACACACACACACACACACACACACACACACACACACACACACACACACACACACACACACACACACACACACACACACACACACACACCCUUCAACCCACCUCAGCAAUAGCUGGUUUUGAGUGAUCUAAUCUUCACGGUUUGUUGCCCAUUUUAAUGAGCUUUGAGGAGUGUGUGUGUGUGUGCGUGCGUCUGUGCGUGCGUUUGUGUGUAUAAGUGUGUGUGUAUGAGGUUGCCCUUCCUGGAACCUCUGCCACGUGUCUCACACCUCUGCUGGGAUCUGAUAACAGAACUGUAAACUGAUGAAGAUGGAAAAGCACCUUGCCCCCUUCUAUAGAGGCAACUUACAUUAUCCCUCACCAUUGCAAAUUACUGAGGAACUGUUUGGUGAACAUGGGGCCAGUUUCCUGGACACAGUUUAAAAGGAUACUGUGAGAUUCUGGCACUCUGGCGAUUACCAUUAUUAUGUCUCUGUGUGCAGUAUGAAGGAAGUGAGACGUAGUUUCGUGAGCCAAUGCUAACUACCUAAGUAGCUCAGCUGGUAGAGCACGGCGCUUGUAACGCCAAGGUAGUGGGUUCGAACCCCGGGACCAGCCAUACACAAAAAAAUGUAUGCACGCAUGACUGUAAGUCGCUUUGGAUAAAAGCGUCUGCUAAAUGGCAUAUUAUUAUUAUAAAAACGGCUUAAUUGCCAGAAUCUCGCAGUAUCCCUUUAAACCUAUUCCUUGACCAAAUGUUUCUCCAUUUAAAGUGCUUCUUAGUCCAAGAUUAGGCUUAAUCUGUGUCCGGGAAACUGUUCCAUCGAACCUACAGUACCCAUUCCUGUACACUAAAAGAUCACAUACUGUAUCGCCCCUGGUCUGUAAACAAUGAUAACUCAGAGAUGCCCAGAAGACCACUGAGAUUUUACACUGGGGUUAAAUGCUGUAGCCUACCUGAAAGGUACAAUCAUACUAUGAAUGACCCAGACUAUGAAGGAUACAAUAACGAUAUCAUGUAACGCACGGAUGACACUGGCAAGCAUCAACCACACACAGAUGAAUCAUACAAGCCACUGUGCAUACAGUCCAUGUCAUGGAUCUGUGAAAGCAAGGCACGACACAUUCCAAAUCACAUGGAGAAAAAACACAAGGAAUGAGAUUGUGACUCAUAACACACAUGUUGAACUACACUGAGUGUACAAAACAUAGACAUUAGGAAUGCUCUUUCCAUGACCAGGUAAAUCCAGGUGAAAGCUAUGAUCCCUUAUUGAUGUCACCUUUUAAAUCCACUUCAAUCAGUGUAGAUGAAGGGGAGGAGACAGGUUCAAGAAGGAUUUCUAAGCCUUGAAACAAUUGAGACAUGGAUUGUGCAUGUAUGCCAUUCAGAGGGGGAAUGGGCAAGACAAAAUAUUUAAGUUCCUUUGAACGGGGUAUGGUAGUAGGUGCCAGGCGCACUGGUUUGAGUGUGUUAAGAACUGCAACGCUGCUGGGUUUUUUAUGCUCAACAGUUUCCUUUGUGUAUCAAGAAUGGUCCACCACCCAAAAGGACAUCCAGCCAACUUAACACAACUAUGGGAAGCAUUGGAGUCAACAUGGGCCAGCAUCCCUGUGGAGUGCUUUCAACACCUCGUAGAGUCCAUACCCCGAUGAAUUGAGGCUUUUCUGAGGGGGUGCAACUCAAUAUUAGGAAGGUGUUCCUAAUGUUUUGUACACUCAGUGUAUACCACACCCCAAACUCAAACUUUUAUUUUUUUCUCAUUGCGAUCCAAUUACGAUCUUGUCUCAUCGCUGCAACUUCGGGAGAGGUGAAGGUCGAGUCAUGCGUCCUCCAAAACAUGACCCGCCAAGCCACACUUCUUAACACCCGCUCGCAUGUUUCUAUUCUUCCCAGGUGCAGACUUCCUUCUAAGCACACCAUCAUGUCUACAGACUCUCCCAGCUCCACGUUUACUCCCAGUGCCAACAGGUCCUUGACAACGACACCAGCCCUUCAGGCCUCCUCCCUACGCACCUGUGAGCCUCCAGGAUCCUCCCUCCAGCAGAUGGCGCACUCACAGGUACCAGAAUCCACUGAAAACUGUUUAUUUUACAGUUUCACCCACUUUCACCCAGAAAGACUCCAGAUGGAAACACUCCCUCCAUUUUGAUUCAGGCCAAAGCCAUGCAUGCUUUACCCAUCUCAUCUCCUUUUCUGCACCUGCAUUGGGCUACUGUUCCUCCAGAGGUCAUUCCAGAAUCCACACUGUGAUCUUAGUGAAUGAGCCCAUAGCUGUUUGAUUAACCAGACCUCGGUUCAAGUAGUAUUUGUUAUCUUUCAGAUACUUUGAGCGUUUGCUUCAGCCUGCCUCGAGUGGUAGAUGGACAGGUUUAGAAAAAUGUAACUUUUUUUUUGGUUCCAUUGGUUGCUUUUCAUUGGUCAUUUUCAUUGGUUCCAUUGUGCCAGAUAAAGUCUUUGAAAGAAAAUGAAUACUAUUUGAACCCAGAUCUGCUUGCAACAGAGAAUGUUUAUGAGUGAAUCUAAAAGGAUGUAAACUAUCUACCUAUCGCACACACAGGACCUUUUCAAGGACAAGAUGCCCUGGAGGAAAUGUGUUAAGUUUUAUCCUGACAAUCACGUUUCUCUUAUUUUGGACUAAUUAAUUACCCACCCCUGGGGCAGUAACGUACCAGUAAAUACUGGAGAUCUCUAUCUAUCUGGAGAUCUAAAUACCCCCCCAAACAGACAUGAUGUGUUUAAACAGAAAUAAUGUUUGCGUCCCAAAUAGCGCCCUAUUCCCUAAUAUGAUUUGGAACACAGACAAUGCCAGGAGAUAAAUGUAGUUGAUUCUUGGCUAUUUCCACUUGCAUUGUUUCAUGAUUACAGAUUCUAGCCAGGAGAUUCUGGAUGUUGCUAAAUAACCAGCUAACAUAUUGUAUAUUAAUCUCCCCUCAGUGUGAGGAGAGCAGUUCUGUGUCAUUCACCACUGCCCAGAGCGAGAGAGAAAGCGCCACCUACAGACAGAGAAAUGCCGCUGCAGAGACCUGCAGGAGGCACAGCAUUGAUGGAGCCAUGGUAACACAGAGUCAAAGGUCAAACUUAGGGUCAGGGUCGGCUGACCGCUUCCACCCCUACCGACGUCAGUUCAGCGAUGGUGGGGUUGCCACGGAUUGCCUGGCCCCUGUUCCCCCUGGGUCUCGUCCCUUCGUCUGUCUCAGAGAGGUGGAGGCUCCAGAUAGCUUCACUGCCACACACACAUCUACCAGUGAGGAACAGACAUGCUGGGAUCCAUACAACGGGAGUUUCCAGGCUUCCAGACUGAUGGUAUGCUACAGUGAUACUCAUACUCUAAAUGGCUAUUCAUUCAUAGUACACACCAACAGCUGAACUGUACCAUUCCCAGGUGUACAUGGCCAUCGGGGAGAGCGCCACACGUAAGCAGUUCCCCAUAGACAGAUCUCUCAUACACACCUACAGCUCCUACCCCCCCCCCACACACACACACAUCACAAUGAUACUAGUGCUGCCAAUGAGUUUCCUCAGAUAUCAUUACUUGUAUAAUGGGUUUAUCUUCAUUAAUUCCCUUCAUUCAACACAGCAGGGCUCCCAGCACUCUUACCCAGAACCACUGGCUGCACCCGAGGAACCUUCCUGCUUCCUGUCCCAAGGCCAUGCCUCCUACAGCCCCCUAGCCCCACUGCAGCAGGUGAGUGGGCAGGACCAAAGUACAGGGGGAGGGGUUAACUUAAGGGGGGGAGGUUCUGAGCUUAUCUCAAUAGGGUGGUUUUGGUAAGCUAUAGAGCGCAAUAGUAAUGGUGUCUUUUUGUAGGCACUAACGGAGGCUAACUCAGCCAUGACCAAAUUAAUGGGGGUUUUGUAGGGUUUUUGGAUAAAUGCUGAAAAUAAUGCAGAGUGGCGCAGUGGUCUAAGGCUGUGCAACUAGAGAUCCUGGUUCGAAUCCAGGCUCUGUCGUAGCCGGUCGCGACCGGGAGACCCAUGGGGCGGCGCACAAUUGGCCCAGCGUCGUCCAGGGUAGGGGAGGGAAUGGCCGGCAGGGAUGUAGCUCAGUUGGUAGAGCAUGGCGUUUGUUGUUGUGGGUUCGCUUCCCAUGGGGGGCCAGUAUGAAAAAAUAAAUAAAAAUGUAUGCACUCACUAACUGUAAGUCGCUCUGGAUAAGAGCGUCUGCUAAAUGACUAAAAUGUAAAAUGGUAAACACGGUUUUCGGAGAUCUUACAAUAUAUGUUUUGUUCUAUGAGAUAAUCUUCCUCCGCUAACGUAAACAUUUUUGAAUUUUGAAGCAUUUAUGUAAUCAAAACAAGCACACAAACCACUUAAAGGCUUCAUAAUUCAUAAAUGUCAUGUUAACUGACUAAUAUUCUCUCAAUGAACAAAACUCAUUUCUGUUUUUUAGGACUACAAACUGGCAACCUCUGUUGGUUUGGGUGGAAUUUUGGUGCUGUAUAGGUUGGUUGAGAUAGAAACCACCUACGGUACCUCAUAUAUUUCCAAGGGUUAGUGCCAUUCUGCCAAAUAACUUGUCAAAUACCUUGCCAAGGAAAAUAACACUUUGCCAACAGGGCUUGGUUAUAUCAUACCGUGAACUUGUGUACAGUAUAGGCUUUGCAGAAUACAGCUGUGCGGUUUGGAAAAACCUCACUGUGUACACACUCUGUUGCUAAAGUAAUACAAGUUCUGCUGUGACAAUGUGUGUGUAUGUAUGCAUGCACGCGGGCGUGUGUCCGUGUGUGUGUGUUCUCUCUAGUUCUCACCAGGUGUGUAUUCUACCAGUGGACAAUCCAAAAGUUCUCAGUACUCUCUCCAGUGCCUCGCCACUCCAACCCAUCAGGACAGUAGCAUGCAGUCCCUCUUCCCCAAGCCCAUCUACUCAUACAGGUGAACACCGUACUUCGAUACUCCAUACAUGUGCAUAAUCACAAUCUACAGUAUUACCAAUCCGUACAAUCAGGUUUUGGACUUUGGUGUAACAUUAAUGAUAUAUUAAAAACCUUAUUAAAUCAAGACCUUAUUUAAUCAAACCCAUUUCUCACUCUUCAUCACUCUUCUUUCUCUGCAUGUUUGAAAUAAUGUUUACAAGGUGAAGCAAAAAGAAGUUGAACUGUAAGCAUGUCAGUUCUUUAACAACCCCUAAAACCAGUUUACCAGUUUGGAUUGAAAAGGAACCCAAGUAUUCGGUGUUCAGCUAUGAUUUCAGUUAGUUUCUGCACAUUUUGUACUCUGGUUUUCUGAGGACCAGAUGGUAUAUAUAUUUCAAUAAUGAUUUUACCUAAACUCCUAUCAAGUAUCAACAUUACAUAAUAAUAAGAAGAUGUUCAUGGAGUCUUUUAUCACCUUUAUCCCUCAGGCUUGCAGGUGUGAGGUGGAUGGGGUUUGAGGUGGAUGAGAUGUGAGGUGGAUGGGGUGUGUGAGGUGGGUGAGGUGUGAGGUGGGGGGGGGGGGGGUGAGGUGGGUGAGGUGUGAGGUGGAUGAGGUGUGAGGUGGGUGAGGUGUGAGGUGGUGAGGUGUGAGGUGGAUGAGGUGUGAGGUGGAUGGGGUGUGUGAGGUGGGUGAGGUGUGAGGUGGAUGGGGUGUGUGAGGUGGGUGAGGUGUGAGGUGAAUGAGAUGUGUGAGGUGGGUGAGGUGUGAGGUGAAUGAGAUGUGUGAGGUGGGUGAGGUGUGAGGUGAAUGAGAUGUGUGAGGUGGGUGAGGUGUGAGGUGAAUGAGAUGUGUGAGGUGGGUGAGGUGUGAGGUGAAUGAGAUGUGUGAGGUGGGUGAGGUGUGAGGUGGGUGAGGUGUGUGAGGUGGGUGAGGUGUGUGAGGUGGGUGAGGUGUGAGGUGGGAUGAGAUGUGUGAGGUGGGUGAGGUGUGAGGUGGGUGAGGUGUGUGUAUGUGUGUGUGUGUGUGUGUGUGUGUGUGUGUGAGAGAGAGAUAGACCAUGCCCUAGAUCUACACUGGUUCUGCAUGUAUAGCACAGCCUCUUAUUCAAACCCACUACAAAGACAAUUUGUGCUUUUAAUUACGAUAAUGUCAAUUCUAUCUACCAUACUUAUUUUCUGACUUUUUCCUCAGAGACUGAAUUAGUAUGAUAAUGACAACUUGAAUGUCCUUGUUUCCUUUUAGUGUUUUGUGGAUGUGAUCAUGGAUCCUUGUCACGAAUGAUGUACACUCUUAGAAAAAAAGGUGCUAUCCAGAACCUCAAAGAGUUCUUUGGCUGUCCCCAUAGGAGAACUCUUUGAAUAACCCUUUUUGGUUCCAGGUAGAAACCUUUCUACAGACGGUUCUACAUGGAACCCAAACGGGCUCUACCUGGGAAAAAAAGGGUUUUACUAUGGGGACAGUCGAUUAACCCUUUUGGAACCCUUUUUUCUAAGAGUGUACUGUACAUGUAAUGAAUAAACAACACUGUGAUGUUAAAUAAUAUAAUAUAAUAUACAAUAAUAAUAUAAUAUUGACUACAACUGAUUGACUACAUUGACUACAAUGUUUGUCUUCUAUCCGUAGCAUCCUGAUCUUCAUGGCUCUGAGGAACAGUAAGACAGGGAGUCUCCCGGUUAGUGAGAUCUACAAGUUCAUGACUGAACACUUCCCCUACUUCAAGGUACAGCAGGAGGACAUUAUGGCUUCUCACUAACCCAACAGUCAUCUCUGUGUCUUCAUAACUCUUUCAUUAUUCUCAUCCUAUGUAUUUUAUCUGUGCAAUGUCACAGGCAGAGUUGUUAUAACUAUUGCAAUAAAUCCUUCAUGCACUGAGAAAUUGUAUGAACUUUGCGUCAACUAACUUUCCAAAAUGAUACAAGGACACACAAGUGACAUGCUUUGGGCAUAACCACACUUGUAAAGUAAAUACCUUAACUAAUUAAAUGUAUUUACACGUGGUUUGAAAGACUCAAUCACUGAGAGAUCGAUGCCUGCUGAUCUUCAAUGGAGAGGGAGAGUGAGAGAAAUAGAAAGAUAAAUAUCGAGAGAGAGAGAGAGAGAGAGAGAGAGAGAGAGAGAAACCAUAUAUUUUCUUUAGCCUCCAUAGAUGAAUGAGAAAUGAUACUGUAAUACUGUAUAUAGAUCCAACGGUGUGCCAAAGCAGAAGCAGCCAUAGCCGUAGGCUAGCCUCGUCCCCAGCCGUUUGUUAGGCAUCAUCAACCCCUACCUAUUCUAUACAGAAUACAGGCGUGGCCUAUAGGACCUAGUCAAAAGUAGUGCUCUAGGGAACAGGGUGCUAUUUGGGACACAGCCAGUGUUUAACGAGGCUAGCCAUGGGCCACCCCGGCUGAUACCCGUUAGGGCUUGAUCAGUGUCUUCCCAUCCAUCACGGUGGUUGUAGACCCAUGAAAUGGUUGGCUGUUUGCUGGCUGGCUGGCGUAGGAAGAGGAGGAAGGUGCAACGUGGCACUGCAACAACUUUGGCUCCUCUCCAGCCAAACAUACAGUAGGACCUAUGACUGAGAGAUUGCCUCUGGGGGGUGUGGUUGUGUGGUUGUGUGGUUGUGUGUGUGUUUGUGUGUGUGUGUGUGUGUGUGUGUGUGUGUGUGCAACGUGGCACUACCACUGCUUUGGUUCCUCUUGACUUUUGACUUGAUUUUGAAUUACUUAAUUGGUUAGGGUUUCGGCAGUUGAAACUAAACUCAGCGUUCUGCCCACCCCGUUUCGGUAAAAAGCUGAGGGAUGUGGUUGGACAGAGCUAUGGAUGCAAAUACUGACCAUCCAUGACAUCAAAAUGAUAGUUUUCAGCUGUAUAUUGUUUGUUUACAUUGAAUGUUUACAAACAGUGGAGUAAAAUAAGUGUAUAUUUUGGGUUCUGAACUAACUUAUAUUAUAUUAUAUUCUUCAAGGAUAUAAUUGAAAAGUCCAAAAAAUGUAUACAUCAAUCGCAAAUAGCCCCUACAAGGAAUUCAUAAAUAUGUUAAAUAUACUUCAAAGCAAUAACUUGAUUAUUUACACAGCUACAAACUGUACAGUAGUAUAUAAAAAUGGAACAAUUAAAGAUUGGAGAAAAUGUAUCCCAUUGAAAAUGUACAAAUACUGUUAUUGCACAUUUUUCCUCUCCUUUCUGUCUCUCAGACGGCUCCAGAUGGAUGGAAGAACUCGGUCCGCCACAACCUGUCUCUGAAUAAGUGCUUUGAGAAGGUGGAGAAUAAGAUUGGCAACUCUUCCCGUAAGGGCUGUCUUUGGGCCCUCAACCCAGCCAAGAUAGAGAAGAUGCAGGAGGAGCUACACAAGUGGCGCCGCAAAGACCCCCUCACUGUCCGCAAGAGCAUGGCCAGGCCGGGUAGGUGGUCUAUACAUCACAGACAAGGAGUCCCCUGAGACCUGGGCUAUGUUUUAUUUGCGCUUCCUCAAAGUUCAGAUGCCAGUGUUUUAGAUGAAGGGUAAGCUUGGCAAUCCUCAGGUCCAUCAUGGCAUAAAUUACACCCUAAAUAAGAUGGUUCUAUGUUAAUCAGAAAUAUUCAAGUACAGCUUGUGCUGUUACAGACAGGGCGGCAGGUAGCUUAGUGGGUAAGAGCGUUUGUGCCAGUAACCGAAAGGUUGCUGGUUCUAAUCCCUGAGCCGACUAGGUGAAAAAUCUGUUGAUGUGCCCUUGAGCAAGGCACUUAACCCUAAUUGCUCCUGUAAGUCGCUCUGGAUAAGAGCGUCUGCUAAAUGACUAAAAUGUAAAUGUAAUGUUACCUUGGAGACCAGCAUUCUGGUGAUCUAUCCACUCAGCCAUUUGGGCAGCUUUUACAGGAGAUAAAUGUACUCUCUCUCUCUCCCCUCUCUCUCUCCCCUCUCUCUCUCUCCCCUUUCUCCUCCCCCUUCCUUCCCCCUCUCUUUUCUCCUCUCUCUUCUUCCCUCUCCCUCUCUCUCUCCUUCCCCCUCUCCCCUUCCCCCUUCCCUUCCCUCCUCUCCCCAAAACCCCCCCUCUCCUCUCCUCUCCUGGAACCUUUCCUUUCUCUCUCCCCUCUCUCUUUUUUAAAAUCCUUUUUUUGGGGGGGGAAAAGACCGGAACCAAAAUUUUAUUUCCUCCAAAACCAACCCCCGUCAAAUCACCAAAAACCUACAACCCUCCCCCCUCCUCCUUCCUCCUCCCAGCCUCAAACCCUGUCCCCUCUCCGACAUCCCCUCUACCCCCCCCAUCCCCCCUCCCUCCCUGACAAACCAGCCCCCCGUUUCCCUGCCCCCACCACCCCCCACCCCUUUCCCCUCUCCCCUGCGGACAGCAGCCUCCAUCGGGUUAUCCCCCCCCCAAAGUGGGGACCCUGGGUUUCCACCCUGGUGGAGCAGACACCCUCCACCUGUACUGCCACCAUGCAGGCAGAGUAUGAUGUUGGGCCCAGGAGCAUGCAGGAGCUACAGCUAGAUGGAGAUGCUAGUAACGAUAUCGACACGCUCAACCCCAGCUUGACUGACCUGCAGCUCCACGGUUGAGAGAGAGAGAGAGAGAGAGAAAGAGAGAGAGAGAGAGAGAGAGAGAGAGAGAGAGAGAGAGAGAGAGAGAAAGAAGAGAGAGAGAGAGAUUCAAUAAUUAUUUUUAUACAAUCUGCAACAAGAUUUACAACCCUGUUCACUCUCCUCUCAGGUUACUUGUGGGAGGAGCUGAGAGAGGACAGUCUGGCUCCUGAUUCGCUGGUGGCAAUCAGCCCCUCACCCUCCUCUUCCCAGCCAACACACUUCCUCCUGGGGUCCAGUCUGAGGAGCACCGGUCCUGUCAACCAGACAUCAGAGUUUGAUCUCCGUCGGGCUGGGAGGAAGAGGAGGAAGAUGAGGAGAUGGGGGGAGGAUGUGGAGGUCCAUCAGACCUCCAUAUUAAUGGACAGUACCACACAGCCUACCCAGGUGUAGAGAGCUUGGCAGGUUACCUCACUUCCAUGGGAAACACCCCCAUACCUCUGCUUUGAAGCCCAGGAAUGGGGCUCCCUUCGUGGAAUAGCUCACCAAGACCUUCCCCCUGGACCUCCAGGGCAACUCAAGAUUGGGGUUGUGAAGGUCAAGACUUAUCACAAAGGGCUCAGUUUGAAAGUGAAUGUAGCAAAGAAACAGUGACAAUAUUGUGCACAGUUUGAUCACAAUCAAACAUUAUAUUUUGCUUUGCUUUGAACAUGCAGAGCAUGUUGACUCAAUUUGUCUACAAUGAGCCUGAAUAGAAUGUGUGAGUAGGGGUUCAGGUUUUAUCAUAACCUUGUUAACAAUAUGUUUUUAUUAAUAUUAAUGACUGUGGCUGGGUCAAAUUCAAGACUUGACAUUCAUGAGAAUGAAUGGAUCCAAAAGCUCAUGACACACCUGACUGUUCAGUGAUUAGGAGUAGAGUGCAGUACCACCUAACUUCACACAAGAUGGCAGCAGAGAGCUGUAGUGACAGGGACUUAUGUAAUGGAACGUUAGAGUAGUAGACAGAAAAACAGUGCUAAUGACAUUUCUUCCUUAUUCUACACUACAGAGAAUCAUAUCUGUUCUACACAAU
Messenger RNA from Coregonus sp. 'balchen', 14926 nucleotides. Lineage: Eukaryota; Metazoa; Chordata; Actinopteri; Salmoniformes; Salmonidae. The record is from the annotation of a GenBank genome assembly.